AAGAACCCAGAUAGCAUAGAGCAGCGCAAGAGGGAAGGGUUUAGCCAGAAAAUGCAAGAGCAGAAGAAGGAGGGCUGCCAAGUGUAUGGUUUCCUGGAGGUCAGCAAGCUCGUGGGAUCUCCUGAGUCCGUUACCGUCUGUUGAGAUCCCUCAGUGUCUCUCUUUCGGGUACUUUUCCCAUCUCACCGUGAACUCAGGUGGUAAGGACUGACCAGUUUUCAGUCACACGACAUGAGAAGAGAGCCGACGGGCUACUGGGAGACCAGGGUCUGCCUGGUGUCUUUGUGCUAUGGGAACUUUCGCCCGCGAUGGUGAAGCUGGCAGAGAAACACAGGUCCUGCAGUACCGGACUUGGUGUCGAGAGUUGGAGCAGCAGCUGGAAGCAGGAGGGGGAUCCCUUCCAGGCAGGCGGGAAGCCACAGAAGACCACAGCCUGAAGAAAGCACUGCUUCAGUUGGAAGAGGAGCAGCAAAGGUGCGAGAAUCUGGCAGAAGUGAACACUCUCCUGCGGGAGCAGCUCGGUAAAGCGAAUGAGGUUAAUUCAGCCCUCAAAGAAGAUGUUGGAAAACUGACGGCAGAUUGGAUGAGGGCCCGGGAGGAGCUGGAAUUGACGGAGAGUGAAUGGUGCGGUGAACGUGAGCUUUAUGACAGCUGCUUAAGGGGUGAACACAGCCGUCUGCUCAGCCUGUGGCGUCAGGUGGUAACCUUCCGCCGUCAUUUCCUGGAAAUGAAGACCGCCACUGACCGAGAUUUGUCAGAGCUGAAGGCAGAGCAACUGAGGCUUUCUGGAUCUAUACUUGUAAGCUGCUCCCGCCUGAACUCUGGCGUACGGCUCUGGGAGUCCGUCAGUCUGGGUAGACCUGUCCUGAAGGAUGAGGCACAGCAGGAAGCGGAAGAGGAAAUGAGCCAGAAGACUUGGGAAGCGAUGCACUUACAAGUCAAGGGGGACCUGGAGAAGAAGGAGCUUCAGGAGAGGGUGAUGGAGCUCUCAGCCUUGCUUGUACAGUCUCAGAAGCAGAAUGAGGAGAAGGAGAAGGCCAUGAAAACACUUAACGACACUGUGGAGAUCCUAGAAGCAAGUCGGUUAGAGAAAGAAUAUGAAGCUUCAUGGACUAAAAGUGCCAAAGAAGAGAAUCUUUCCCUCCAAAAGCUGAUAAAAGAUAUAACUGAGGUGGUGCUAGAUGACAGUGGCAGCACAGUCAGCAUUAUCUGCACUGACAGUUCCCAGCAUGCAGUGUCUAGCAACAUCCUCUCUUGUCUGAGCUCCGUUGAUGCAGAGCAUGCCUUUGUAUUGGUUCAGGAAGCACUGGCAAGGAGGCGAGGAGCAACACAGGCCCUAAAAGAAGAGCUUUCUGCCAGGCAGGACACUAUCAAUUUUCUGCUGCACCAGCACAGACAGCAGGAAGAGAAGUGCAGGAAGCUGCAGCAAAGGCUUGAGCAAGUGGAGGAGGAAUGCAAGACGUCCAGCAGCCACCGGCAGCACCUCCAGUCUCUGGUAGAAGCACUCAGAAGUGACUGUGCAAACCUCGAGAAAACCAGGGAAGAGCUACAGCAACAGCUUGAAGUAACAGAGCGAGAAGCCUCGCGUCUGCGUCAAAGUAACACUGAACUGCAGCUGAAGGAAGAUUCAGCCCAGGGGGAAAAGGUGGAGCAGCAACAGACGAUGGAGAGAGUGCGUCGUGACCAGGAGCUCCUACUGAAGGACUUAGCUGCACUUGAAGGAAAACAUGCAUUAUUACAGAGUGAGUUGGUAGACGCAAGAGAGACACUGGAGAAAUCGCACCUUCAGAGGGAUCUGCUGAAGCAAGAGAAACAUCAGCUUACCAUGGCACUGGAAAAGGCAGAGCAGGCAGUAGCAGAGUUGACAGGGGCUCAGAAUAAGCUGAGUGCUGAAGCAGCUGAUCUCCGUGUUGCAACAGCGAAGAUGAGCAGUAUGAAUGAAGCCCUUGCACUGGAUAAAGUGCAACUGAGCAAACUUGUGCUGCAGCUGGAGCAAGAGAAUGAAGCUCUGUCAGGCAAAGUGGACGAGGUGGAGAGAGCAAAGAUCUCUGAGCAGGAGAAGCUGACCUUGUGUGAACGAACAAAUGAAGAGCUCAGCGCAGAGAAAGCCCACCUGGAGCAGCUGCUGAAGAAGGCAGAGGAGCACCAGGAGGGGCUGCAGGUAGAGCUGAGGAGAGUGGCAGAGGAGAAGGCAGAAACCCAAGAGAAGCUCAGUCAGGUUUACCGCCAGCAAGAGUCGGCUAGCAGUGGUCUGGAGCAGCUGCGCCAGGAGUCCUCUCGCCAAGGGCAUGCGCUGGCCAAGGUGUGCAAGGAGAAGGAAUUGCUGGUGCACGAGAAGGCUGCCCUAGAGGUGCGACUGGCAGCCGUGGAGCGGGACAGACAAGGCCUUUCAGAGCAGCUGGCAGAGGCCAGGUCGGCGAAGGAGACCCUGGAAUCCAGCCUGUUUGAGGCUCAGCAGCGCUUAUCUCAGCUGGAGAUCGCCAGGAGUCAGCUUGAAGUCCAACUUCACACCGUCACGCAGGCCAAGGAGGUGAUCCAAGGGGAAGUGAAGUGCCUUCAGUGUGAGCUGGAAGCGGAGAGGACUCUGAUGAGGCAGGAACGGGAAAACAUGGCAGAACGGCUCUUGCAGACAGAACGGCAGUAUGACAACACCCUCAGACUCCGGCAAGCUGAGCAUGAAGUGGAAAUAAGCAAGCUCCUGCAAGACCUGGCAAGCGAGCGGGAAGGGCACCAUUCAGAGGUCCAGGAGAUGCUGGAGCAAUGGGAAAAGGAGAAGGCAGAGACAGAAAGGGAGCACGAGAAGAAGCUGUUUGAUGUGAAGCAGGAAGUUGCUACCGUGCAGGCUCAACAAGAGGAGGAACGAACCAGAGUCGAAAAUGCCAAGCAAGAGGUCCUGCUAGAAAAGGAGCGUGAGAAGGAUGCUUUAUUAGAGACGCUGCUCCAAACUCAGGGAGAGCUGAGAGAAGCCUGCCAGCAGCUCCAGCAGCUGAGGCAGGAGGUGGAAGAGCAGCGAGAGAACGGGCAGAACAUCACGGCAGAGCUGCAAGCAGAGCUGCAGGAAACUCAGAGCAAGACCGAGGCAGUGGAGAAGAGGCACAAGGGAGAAAUCCAAACCGUCAAAGAGGAAAUGAAUAUCCUCCUUCAGCAGCGGGAUGCUCUACAAAACCAGGUGGAAGAGUUGACAUCUCAGCUAGCAGCCUCUGAAGAGCCUCUAAAGAAGGAGGCUGUGACUCUACAUCAAGAGGUGGCGUCUUUGGAAAGGAGACUCGAGAGCACUGAGAAGCAAAGAAAGGAUGUCCUGCAGGAACGGGACAGACUGCAAGCACUUAAAGAAGAACUGGUAUGGGAGAUAAAACUUCUUCAGGAGUCGGUCACAGCCUCUGAGACCCGAGCGACUACAGCAACAGAUAGGCAUCACUCCCUUGAACAAGAACUCCACACCACAGUGUCUCUCCUAAAAAUUAAAAAUGAGGAACUGGAAAUGCAGCGGGAGAAAAUCCAGGUGCUCCAGAAAGAGGCAGCACAGGGAAAAGCUUUGCAGGAGAAUCUCACUCAUGUGACUGCCAUCCUGUCAGAGAGGGAGGGAGAAAUGAAGGUGUACCAGGAACAGAUGAGAGUGCUGGAAGAGCAGAAAGAAAUGCACAAAACUGCUCUGGAUCAGGUUAUUAAGGACGUAAGAGAGAAAAACCAGAAGAUUGAAUCCCAGCAAGAACAGAUACAGGAGCUGGAGAAGCAGCAAGAAGAACAAAGGAUUGCUGUCAGCAAAAUGAGCAAAGACCUGGAAGAGAGAGACCAGGAGAUCAGAUCCCAGCAAGAACUGAUAGCGGAGCUGGAGAAGCAGCGAGAAAUGCAGAGGACUGCUGUCAGCAAGAUGAGCAAGGAGCUGGAGGAGAGAGAGCAGGAGAUCAAAUUCCAGGAGGGGAAAAUAAUGAUUCUAGAACAACACGGUGCAUCCCAAGUGAGAAAUCUGCAGGUGGAUCUUGAUCAUAUGAAAGGAAACUUGAAGGAGAAAAACUUGGAGCUUAUGUCUCUGACUCAGCAGAUCCAAGACCUGGAAAUGGAGAGGGAACAGGUGAAAUCUCUGCACGCAAGCCUUGAACACCUGAGGGCAGCUCUUAAGGACAGAGAGAGUGAGUGUGAGUCUCAAAGGGAUCAGUUAAGCCUCUUGCAGCAGUACAAGGAAGAGCAAGAGGGCUACCUGCAAGAGCUUCAUGGUAAAGUAGAAAAGAUGACGCUUGCUUUAUCUAAAAAAGAUCAAGAGCUUGAGUCCCAACAAAAGCAAAUCCAGGAAGCUGAAGAAGGCAUGGCAAUGCAGUUAAGGACUGUCCGGCACCAACUGGAGCAGACCUUCGAAGCCUUGAAAGAAAAGGACAGGCUCCUGGACGUCCAAAAGCAACAAACACGGAGCUAUGAGGAAAAAACAGAAGAACGGAUGAGUGUCUUACACAGAGACUUAGAAUACACUACGGCAAUACUGAAAGAAAAGGAUUUCAUGAUUGAAUCUCAGAAGGAACUGAUUGAGACCUUCCAAAAACAAGAACAAGACUCUCAACAGCAGAAGGAAAUCCUGCAACGUCUUGAAGGGGCACUAAAGGAAAAAGAGCAAGAAAUUGUAUCCCUUAGAAAGCAAUGUGAGGCAUGCAAGGAACAGGAGGAAAAGCACGAAGCUGAGCAAACAAAUCUUCAAGCAACAAAACUGACUCUGAAAGAAAGAGAAAAAACGAUCGGGGUUCUGGAGGAGGCUAUCUCUAAGCUUCAACAGCAAAAGGAGGAGGCAGCGAUGCAGACUAAAGCCAUACUGCAGAAACUAGAACACGCUGCAUCUUCUCUAGAAGCUAGAGAUCAAGAGAUCGUGUCUUUGCAAGAGCAUGUCCAGGACCUUCGAGGGCAGAAGGAGUUAGAAGGCAAGCAGGCCAAGAGUCUAGAGCAGGAUCUGGACAAAAUGAGCCAAGUCCUGAAGGAGAACCAUUUGGAGUUCCUCAGGCAGACAGAGCAAAUGAACAUGUUCCGGCUUCGUGAAGAAAGCAUGACAGUAGCACUAACCUCAUGCCAGAAGCAAGUGAAUCUGCUUGAGGAAGUGGUGAGGAAGAGAGAGGAAGACAAUGAAACUCUUAUGCAGCAACUCCAGCGCCAAGAAGAAGAACUGAAGACCUUGCAGAAUCUUCAGCUCAGGCUAACCAAGAAGAAUGAAGAGGUUAGACAUCAGAGAGAGCAAGAGAAGCUCCUAGAAGCAGCCUUGCACGAGAGGGAACAAGAGACCAAGGCUCAAGGUGAGCAAGAAGAGUUAGACGAGGAAAGAAGAGCUCUUCGGGAAGAUCUCCGGCACGUUCAGCAGACGCUGACAAAGAGGGAUGAAGAGAUCAAGUACCAGAGAGACAGAGUCGGGUAUUUAGAGAAGACUCUGGCAGGGAGAGAACAAGAGCUUAGGAGGCAGAGUGAACUCCUGAAACAAAUAACAUCAGCUUUGCGAUGGAAGGAUGGAGGGGAGACCCUACAGAAACAAAUCCAGAAACUCCGAAAAUGGGAGGAAGAGGAAGCAGAGAAGAGGAGAGUUCUCCAGGAGAGAGACCGUCUCUUGCAAAGGCAGAAGGAGCUAACCCAACAACUGGAAGAUGAGCGGAAGGCAAAGGGGGAAGAAUUGGAGCGUGCGAUUGCUAUUUUGAAGCAGACUGAAAGCGGGGAAAUGGAAUGGAAAGAGAAGGCACAAGCACUGACUCUCGCCCUUACCAAGAGUGAAAUGGCCAAUGGCACGUUGAGGGAAGAAGUAGCCGUCCUGCAGAGUAUGGUUUCAGAGAGGGACACGGACCGGUUUCAUCAUCAGCAGGCUACUGCAGAAGGGGAGCAGCUCUCGUGGCUCUCGGAGAAGAGACUCCUGUCGCAGCGGCUGGAACAUCUGCAGCGAGCCGUUGCAAGGCUGGAAGUUGAGAAGACUGAGCUGAAGCAACUCAAUGCUGAGCUCAGGAGGACUCUUGAGCAGGUGGAACGUGAACGGAGGAGACUGAAGAGAUACUGUAGUGGUCGGUCGCUGCCAGAUGCGUGCGGAUUUUCUCUCUCCGACCAGCACAAGGUGCCUGCUUCUCGACAGGAGUCGUCUCACACGCGCUGCAGUCGUCGAUUAGCUGAGUUGCAGAACCAGGUGAGGAGGAGGAAAGCUCUCAUCACAAGCUGCUGGGGCUGUACUCAUGGGCACAACUCUGCACGCUGCUACAGCCCGAGGCUUGUUUGGCUGUCAGGGAGCGAGUACACCAGGCGGUGGAAAUACCCAGUCAGACCCAUCUGUUGGCCGUGGCCAAACACCGUCAUUCACCUAGGUCUAGUCUCUGGCUUGCCUAAAGGUGGGAGAGGGAUUGGAGGAAAUGCAGAAAACUGGAACUCGCCGGAAAAGAGGGAGUAUUCUAAGGCUGUUCCCCUUGAGUCUCACUCACCUGGUUGACUCCUCCUGUUUUCCCUUGGCUCAAUUACCAGUGGAGCUUGCAUCAUAUCACUGCGCAUUCCCCUGCCGGGGCUGGCUGCCUGAGUUUCAACAUCUAGUCUGCUCUGGCAGAUCAGGGUCGCCCUUUUGAUCUGGUUUGGCUUUAUGUUGACAGACCUUGGUGGUGUAAUUCCAAGGUAGCAGGUUCCGUAAGCCAUAAAACUCCUUUAGGAACUGCUUCUGUUAUUUGAGUUCGCUUGCCAAGAAAGAGUAUUUUCAUGUUCCUAGCCUGAGGUUGGGGAUGGCAUUCCCGUGGGGAGCACAGCCCUCGGCGAAGCACACGUCACUUGGAAAAGAGAGGAGAACCUCUGACCUGAGCUGUGCUCCCCAAAACAGCAAAGCCCUGAGCGCUGCUCCCAGUGCUGGCAUCUCCUCCACUCCAAAGCAGGCAGAGGGCAACAUGCCAGAGCUGCUAUGGCCACACUGCACUGCAAACCUGGGAGGAGGUGAGAGCAGCUGGGUCUCUGCCCCCAAAAAGCCCAGCAGGCACAACCCCGUGUUGCCAGGAAAGAAGAGAGUUGGAGGAGUUUCAAGGCCUCCGCAGUCCUUUAAGGCUCGUUUCCCCCCUGGGCUUGGUUCAUCCAGUUCUGCUCUGCUCAUUUGUGAAAUGCUCUGAAGGGAGGAAGAAUGAGCGUUUUCGCCCUUUUCGUGUGCUAGCUGUCAAGUUUUGCAACUAGAUCAUAACAGAACAGCUCUUCAGUACCUUGUGUAACCAGUGGUGCUCCUGCCGAGGACAAAGCGUGUGGAACCGAGGCGGCAGUAGCCCAGAUCUCUCCUUUGAAAAAAACGAGCUGGGUUACUAAAUCCUGUAGGAACCUCUGUCUUUCAUAUACAUGGAAUGUCUCGGUGGUGUACGUGUGAAUGGUAUGCCGGAAAGAGACUCGAAUUGUUGAUAGUCUCAGGUCAGUUCAGGGUGACUCUGGGAACCUGUUAGUGCCCAUUCCCCAAGUGGGACAAAGCGUUUGUCAGGGCUGGAGUUAGAGGGUGCGUCUUCCCUGACAGCCGGAACCGUGGAGCUGCGGAUGGUCCUAACAGCGUGGGCUUGUCUGAGCUCGGCCUUUCGCCUCUUUCAGGUGUCCCUUCUGCAGACGCAGCUGGCGCAAGAACGCAAAUGCAAGCAGGACUACAUUGAGUGCUGUGCAAAG
Messenger RNA from Gymnogyps californianus (California condor), 7617 nucleotides. Its product is annotated as centrosome-associated protein CEP250-like. Bases 290 to 6433 code for a protein of 2047 amino acids. Gene Ontology annotation, biological process: cilium assembly. Lineage: Eukaryota; Metazoa; Chordata; Aves; Accipitriformes; Cathartidae. The record is from RefSeq and is a predicted model, not a curated record. The transcript is spliced from 27 exons.